Molecule: messenger RNA, 93 nt
Organism: Blumeria graminis f. sp. triticale
Lineage: Eukaryota; Fungi; Ascomycota; Leotiomycetes; Helotiales; Erysiphaceae
Source: the annotation of a GenBank genome assembly
AUGUUCAUAGAUAGAGACAGCAUAAAAUACUUUAAUACAUACCUCAUUUUCGUACCUUUCGAUUUGCAUUGUACUAACCUUGCGUAUACAUAA